Messenger RNA from Nymphaea colorata (pocket water lily), 4188 nucleotides. RefSeq names its product CRS2-associated factor 2, mitochondrial. The transcript is spliced from 6 exons. Bases 2437 to 3669 code for a protein of 410 amino acids. Lineage: Eukaryota; Viridiplantae; Streptophyta; Magnoliopsida; Nymphaeales; Nymphaeaceae. Gene Ontology annotation, molecular function: RNA binding. Gene Ontology annotation, biological process: Group II intron splicing. The record is from RefSeq and is a predicted model, not a curated record.
AGGGAAGAGGGCGCCUGAGAGUGAAGCGAGCGAGAGAGCACUAGGCUCGAGGGACAAGAACAUUGGGCCAAGCGGUUACGGGGGAUGGCACGAGGGAAACCGGCGAUGCCCGCAGCACGCGGCCUCUAAAACAUGCCUCUUCUGCUUCGCUACACACCCACCGUCUCCAUCCGAUAGAGAUUUUUACCUUUGAAUUUAACUGCGGACUCUGGCGGAGACGACGACCUUCUCAUGCCUGCCUGCAACGUUCCCCGCCUGCACUCAACUCCUCCUUCUCUCAUCCCAUCGCCCAUUCUUAGCAAUUAAUGUUCUCUUUUUUCACUUUACUCAAUCUCGACACCUUUUUUUUUUACGCACAUGUAGGUGCGAAAACAUAUAGAGAGAGAGCAGCUUCUUGGUUCCACCUUCCGCUGCAGCUCCUGGUAAUCCGUCCAGUAAUCGGUAUCCGCCGUAUUAUUAUAUAAAUAGCUUACCUUGUAAGGGGGGAGGAGAAAAAGAAGAAGCGCAAGCGAAGGUGAUUUCUUCUUUUCUCUUCAUUUGUUGGCAAUGGCCGAUCUUUUCUUUCCUCCAACUCUGCUCCUCCUCUUCCUUUUGCUCUCUCUUCCCUUUCUGUACUUGAGCCAGAGGAGGAGGUGGGCCAGGGACGGCAUACCACCCCCCCCCCCCCCCCCCCCCCCCCCCCCCGCCGGCACUCUUGGGCUUCCUCUGUUGGGCGAGACGCUGAAACUCAUUUCGGCUUAUAAGACCACGAACCCGGAGCCUUUCAUCGACCAAAGGAGAGAUUGGGCCCGGAUCUUUCGUUUAUGUUUUAGAGUGCGGAGCUGGGAAAUUGCUUGCCAUCUUGGUGUUAAUGGAGUCGAUCAUUGAGGCUGCAGAUCAGUAGAGUUGUCCACAGGCCAUAUCAUGUUUCUGAAUGGGACUGGAAGGCCAAAAGCCAUUUUAUCUAGAGUAACAUAUGAUAUUUAUAUCUUGUCUGUAUUGGGUUAAAUGGUGUAUAGUUUCACAAAUCAAUCUGCAUCUGCCAUCUUCUAAAGCUUUGGUUAGAUAAUAAACUGUGAAUUGAAGUAAUGAUAAACAAGGACUUUUGUGACCAUUAAGCCAAGUUCUGCAUGAUCUUCAUUUACAAAUGCACCUAGGACACGCAAAAGAUCAUGCAACAUGCAAGUAGUGAAUAAAGCAUUUUCAUUUGUUGGAUUUUACAUGCACGGUUCCAGAAUAGAAUCAUAAAGAUUCCACUAUUAGACAUGCAUAUUAUAGUAUAGUUGUAGCAUGCUAUCAUAUAGCAGAAAACAAAUUUCUUCAUCCUCCCUUUUUUUUCAUUCUCUAUUGUCCCCUCUAUUUCCUUUUAAAUAAUCUUAUUGCAGUUACAAAACAGAAAUUCCAUGUAAGAUCUAUGCCUUAAACAGAGACAUAGGCACGAUAACUAGGCAUGUGUAUCUUGAUGUUAGUUGUAGCGUGCUAUCAAAAUUACUUCAUCCUCCUUUUUUUUUCAUUCUCUACUGUCCCCUUUAUUUCCUUUUAAGUAAUCUUAUUCUAGUUACAAAACAGAAAUUCCAUGUAAGAUCUAUGCGUUACACAGGGGCAUAUAAGCAUGAUAAGUUGGCAUGCAUAUCUUGAUGUCAAUCAUGCGAGAAAUACUAUCAUAUAUUUUUUGCACAUAGGCACAUUACCUUUUUUCUUCUCUCUUAUUUCAUUUCUGAUACCUAUAUGCAGAGAUAAUGCAUGCAUAUUUGAUUAGUAUUCAGGCAUGUAAUUUCCAAACAUUCAACAUGCUAGCACCUUGAGAAACAAAAUGUCAUGUAUAAUUUUGUCAUGCUUUCAAAAUAUAAUAUUGCCUGUCCAGCAUGGUAAUGGUGCUUUACAUGUCUAAACUGCUGCAUGUAAGGCAAUAACAUAAUCAUGUGUAGUAAGAAUAAUGCAGAUGUGCCACUUGGGGUAAUCGACCUCUUCUUUGAGGCACCAAGUCUCCCUAAUAUUUGUUAGGGUAGCAAAAUAAAUAAGACCAACUGUGUGCACAAUAGUAUGCUUCAUGAAAGCUUGUUUUGAUUUACAGGUCUGUUGCCUUCAAUCCUUCCAGGCUCAAUAACCAUAGCUUUGAUACCAUGUUGGAACUUUUUGUUCUGCUGAGCAUUUGAACCCAUCAUCAAUGGAUUUGCUUCGAGGGACCACAUUUGUUUGUGUUUUCACACAUACACAUGAAGAGAAUGUUAGGCUCUUAUAUCUAUCUAACCUCCUUGGAUUCCUGGAGGGUCAAACUAGGGAGCUACAUGCUAGUGGGAACAUCUUAUUCUGUUUUUCUUGUAUCUACUUUAUUAAGGAUUGUAACUAAUCUCAUAAUGGAGGAGCAGACCUUCUCAACCAUUACGAGAUCUUGAAUUAGCUCAUGCCCACAACCCAAUAUUGUUGACAUAUCUUCCAAAUCCAGAAUCGUUGCCCAUGGCGUUGAAGAUUCAAAAGAAGUUCAUGCUAUCGCGACAACUCUCACUCGAACACCUGCGGCCCCUGAUCACUCAUCAUCAUUGUCCCUCUAAUCUCUACCACCUUCAGUCUAUGAAACAAGAAGCUGUAGUAUUCCCUAUAAGCGAUGACAUCAUUACUGAUCCUGCCUUCUCCCCAAUAUGCACCAUGCCUCCUAGUGAAAAGAUAAGAAAGAAGAAGAAGUCAACGAUGAAAGACCCCCAAAGUUUGACUUUGACCAAUGAAACGUAUGCCACCAAAACAACAUUAGCUUCCAUCAAGGAGCCUCCUUUCCACUCCUCUCUUCCCUUCGACUUCCAAUAUUCCUAUUCUGAGACUAACCCUUCUAUGAAGCCCAUUAGCUUUAGGGAGCCGAAAUUCUCGCCCUUUGGUCCUGGCAAGCUCAACCGAAAAUGGACAGGGUGGUCAGCACCUGUGAUUGCAACACCAAUGGGUGCCCCAGGCUCAGAGGCAUUCAACAUGGAGGAGUGGAAGAGGAGCGUGCUUGGAGAGCCUUUGACUGAAAGAGAAGUGGAAGAGCUCUUCAACAAGUACGGUCAUAGUGCUUGCAUGCGGCAGAUUAAUCUAGGUAGGGGUGGUGUAACUCAUAACAUGCUUGAUGACGUCCACAACCAUUGGAAGAGAGCAGAAGCCAUAAGGAUCAAGUGUCUGGGAGUGCCCACCUUGGACAUGGAUAAUGUAUGCUUUCAUCUUGAGGACAAAACUGGGGGAAAGGUCAUCUCUCGAAGGACCAACAUCCUCCUUUUGUAUAGAGGCAGGCAUUAUGACCCCAAGAAGCGACCUGCCAUCCCUCUCAUGCUUUGGAAGCCCCACGCUCCCAUCUAUCCUAAGCUGGUGAAGUAUGUACCAUCAGGUCUAACAUUGGAACAGACAAAGGAGAUGAGAAGUAGGGGACUCAACUCACCUGCUUUGAUUAAGCUAACUCAAAAUGGUGUAUAUGUGAAUGUGGUGGAGAAAGUUCGACAGGCCUUCAAGAUGGAAGAGGUAGUGCGGUUGGACUGCACUUACGUUGAAAAGAACGACUGCAAGAAGAUUGGCGUGAAGCUAAGGGAUCUCGUGCCUUGUGUUCCUCUCUUAUUCAAGAACGGACAAAUCAUAAUCUGGAGAGGGGAGGGGGGUAAUUCUAUAGGACAACAAAUGGACAACACAGUCCCGACACCAUCUACAAUGGACAAUCCCUGCUCUUCUUGAGAUGCAAAUGAAGCAUGGUGCAACAUAUAAUAGAACGAAUAUCCCAUUUCAAGAAAAAAUCUUCUUCAGCAACCCUCGCCAAACAAAGAAAGGACGAUAAAAAAAGGGAUCGGAUGAGACAGGUACAGCGAGAACGAGAGGAGAAUGGUAAGUGGGAAACCUCAGGUCCUAGAGGAACUUAGGACAUUCAACCAAUUCUUUAUCUGUCAAUGUAGCACCUCUGGGACGCAAAUCAGCUUCCUUCUGCAAAUGUUGUCAAGAAGAUCGGUGGUCUCUAUUUUUUCUCCUUUUUACUGCAUUAAAGGGCAUUGUUCAGUGAUGUGUCACACAAAUUCUGCUUGUACAUGCGACCAACUUUUAUGAAAACACCCAAAUUCUGUGGCGUUUUAGAUUUAUGUUAUAUUUGUCACAAACAUGCUUGCUUCUAGGCUGUUGCGCUAUGCAAUAAAAUCUUGUACAAACACUUGAUAUUUGUUAUCCAUAAGCCAUACUGCUGGAGUACAUAGUCUUCGAUUCUUA